CGCUCCCGACGCACUUGGAGCCCGGCGGGGACCGCGAGGCAGAAGCAGGCGACCCUGGGUCCGAGUGCGGGAGCUGAGCCGGGAUCGGGGGCCGAAGUUUGCCUGCGGCUCCAGGAGGCGGCGCGGGAGCCCCGGGAGGCCACCAGCCCCUUGCCUCCGGGGCCCUCGUCUGGGACCCCCCCGGCAGCCCGGGCGACGCGAGCCGCGGCCCGGCCAACUCCGAGGCGGGGACGCCGCGACGGGCAACUUGAGGCCCGAGAGGCAUGUGAAGCCCAAAAUGACCCUCCUACCGGGAGACAACUCUGAUUACGACUACAGUGCCCUGAGCUGCACCUCCGACGCCUCCUCCCACCCGGCCUUCUUCCCGCAGAGCCAGUCGCUCAAGGGCGUCUUCUACCGCCGGGCGCAGCGGCUGCGGCCCCAGGACGAGCCCCGCCAGGGGGGCGCGCCGGACGACCGGCGGCGGCGCAUCAUCAUCAAUGUGGGCGGCAUCAAGUACUCGCUGCCCUGGACCACGCUGGAGGAGUUCCCGAUGACGCGGCUGGGCCAGCUCAAGGCCUGCACCAACUUCGACGACAUCCUCAACGUGUGCGACGACUAUGACGUCACCUGCAACGAGUUCUUCUUCGACCGCAACCCGGGGGCCUUCGGCACCAUCCUGACCUUCCUGCGGGCGGGCAAGCUGCGGCUGCUGCGCGAGAUGUGCGCCCUGUCCUUCCAGGAGGAGCUGCUGUACUGGGGCAUCGCCGAGGACCACCUGGACGGCUGCUGCAAGCGCCGCUACCUGCAGAAGAUGGAGGAGUUCGCCGAGAUGGUGGAGCGGGAGGACGAGGACGACCCGCUGGACAGCGACAGCCGCGACAGCGAGGGCCCGGCGGCGGCGGAGGGCGAGGGCCGCCUGGGCCGCUGCAUGCGGAGGCUGCGCGACAUGGUGGAGAGGCCGCACUCGGGGCUGCCCGGCAAGGUGUUCGCCUGCCUGUCGGUGCUCUUUGUCACCGUCACCGCCGUCAACCUCUCCAUCAGCACCUUGCCCAGCUUGAGGGAGGAGGAGGAGCAGGGCCAGUGCUCCCAGAUGUGCCACAACGUGUUCAUCGUGGAGUCCGUGUGCGUGGGCUGGUUCUCCCUGGAGUUCCUCCUGCGGCUCAUCCAGGCGCCCAGCAAGUUCGCCUUCCUGCGGAGCCCGCUGACCCUCAUCGACCUGGUGGCCAUCCUGCCCUACUACAUCACCCUGCUGGUGGACGGCGCCGCCGCCUCGGGCCGCCGCAAGUCGGGCGCGGGCAACAGCUACCUGGACAAGGUGGGGCUGGUGCUGCGGGUCCUGCGGGCGCUGCGCAUCCUGUACGUCAUGCGCCUGGCCCGCCACUCGCUGGGGCUGCAGACGCUGGGGCUCACGGCCCGCCGCUGCACCCGCGAGUUCGGGCUCCUGCUGCUCUUCCUCUGUGUGGCCAUCGCCCUCUUCGCCCCGCUCCUGUACGUCAUCGAGAACGAGAUGGCCGACAGCCCCGAGUUCACCAGCAUCCCCGCCUGCUACUGGUGGGCCGUCAUCACCAUGACCACCGUGGGCUACGGAGACAUGGUCCCCAGGAGCACGCCCGGCCAGGUGGUGGCGCUCAGCAGCAUCCUCAGCGGCAUCCUCCUCAUGGCCUUCCCCGUGACCUCCAUCUUCCACACCUUCUCCCGCUCCUACCUGGAGCUCAAGCAGGAGCAGGAGAGGGUGAUGUUCCGGAGGACCCAGUUCCUCAUCAAAACCAAGUCGCAGCUGAGCGGCAUGUCUCAGGACAGUGACAUCUUGUUUGGAAGUGCCUCCUCAGACACCAGAGACAAGAACUGAGCCCCGGGGACACCCCGCGCCACUGCCGCAGCCGCCACAGCCGCCUCCGCCGCCGCCAGGACAGCCCCAGCCCUGCCUGCCCUCCGUGGCUAGACGCCAUCGCCGCAGAAGCCUCCGAAAGGCACGUGCUGAUCCUGAAUGUGUCCCUGGCAGAGGACCCACCCAACCCACACCCUGGGGUGUUCGUGACACCCGCACGGGGGUCCUGCCCUCCUCGGCCAGCCGAGCUGGCCACGAGCCCAGCACACAGCCGUGACGGUCCCCCCGCCCCCGCGCGCCCCCGUGCACCCCAACCCUCCAGCCUGUCCCCGCCCCCCAUAAGGAGAGGGCUUUCCCUCCCCACCAUGUAAAUACGCCCAGUGAAGACUCGCUUUACGGCUCUGCCUGGA
Molecule: messenger RNA, 2220 nt
Organism: Phyllostomus discolor (pale spear-nosed bat)
Lineage: Eukaryota; Metazoa; Chordata; Mammalia; Chiroptera; Phyllostomidae
Gene: KCNG1
Product: potassium voltage-gated channel modifier subfamily G member 1
Exons: 3
Coding region: 278-1831 (517 amino acids)
Biological process (GO): regulation of delayed rectifier potassium channel activity; potassium ion transmembrane transport; protein homooligomerization
Cellular component (GO): voltage-gated potassium channel complex; membrane
Molecular function (GO): protein binding; delayed rectifier potassium channel activity
Source: RefSeq, a predicted model, not a curated record